Peromyscus leucopus (white-footed mouse) is the source of this 1379-nucleotide messenger RNA. RefSeq lists its product as uncharacterized. The record is from RefSeq and is a predicted model, not a curated record. Lineage: Eukaryota; Metazoa; Chordata; Mammalia; Rodentia; Cricetidae. The transcript has a single exon. The coding region runs from base 275 to 874 and encodes 199 amino acids.
GUACCCACUUUCCUGUACACAGUGUAGUAAUCAGGAGGCUAGGGGAUGGACUCGGGGUUUGCUCUCAGCCCUGCAGGUCAGCAGGAGCAAGAAGGGGCCUAAAAGAGCAGCAUGUCUGCGGACCCCACCAGGCCCUGAGCAUCAGCACUCCAUCGGUGCUAAGUUGGAGACACCUGGCACUCACAGGGGCCUGCUUGCCAGCAGCUUCUUGGGGGAGAUACCUGGGCUCAGGGGAAAGAAGGGUCUGCUGUGGGAGGGGUACAGUAGGAAAGGCAUGCGGGGUGGUUUGCUGGCCAGAGAGGGCAGAGGGGCUGACGGGCCGCGGGCCUGGCUUGAGUGGGGGGUGAGGGAUUGGAGAGAAAGGCAGUUCCUGAUGGUCCCCUCCCAGGGGCUGGCUUUCCUCUGGUUCUUCUCUCCCAAUGACUGCGUCUUCAUCAAGGCCGCAGCCCUGGGCUCUGCCAGCACCUCCAACUCCAGGCUGCCUGGGGACACAUCGAUGGCCUUCCUGUGGACCGUGGGGCCCUCCCCACCACUCCCACCUACAAGGCUGGUCUCCGCCCGCCUGGGCCAGCUAAGAGGGCAGGUCCUGCAGCUGAACUGGAGAAACCCCUCUUCUCCGGCUGUGUCUGGUGACAGUGGCCAGGACUACUUCUACCAGUGGCUCUGCCCAGGAGCUGGGUGCACAGCCCAGGAGCAGCUGGGUGCACAGCCCAGGAGCAGCUGGGUGCACAGCCCAGGAGCUGGGUGCACAGCCCAGGAGCUGACUUUUGCGUGUAUUGUUGGUCCGGGAGCCCCAUCCACAGCAGCUGGCAGGAGGAACAUGGACCUCCUGAGACCCAGAGUGAUGUCAGUUCCUUGCACUGCCUCUGGCUAACUGCCGGACGGUCUCAUUUGCUGUGUCCAGUCUGCUUGUGAAUUUGCCACUUCUCUGUGCCACACAUACACACACACACACACACACACACAUACAUACACACACACACACACACACACACACACACACACACACACACACACACACAUCUGCUGGCUCUAUAGUUCCUGUAGCAUCAUUUCUCAGAGAACUUUACAAAAGUUCUUUUUGUACUCUGUGAACCCUGGUUUGUUCUCUUGUUACUUUUUCUACCCUACUUCUGUUUUCAUGACUGCUUUUGUUUUCCUAGAAUCAGCAUGGCCAGUUUGUGAUAUGCAUAUCAAUCUUUCUUGAUAGCCAAAGCCACUGAAUUUCAGGGUCCCCGGCCCCAGAACAAGACUCUGUCUCUGUUUCAUGGAAUGCUAGGUACACACAAUUUCUCAGAGACCACCCCUUUUAAUUAAAAAAACAUUAUGUGUAUGAAUGUUUUGCCUGCAUGUUCAUGUAUGCUCCAUGUGUGUGCCUA